GGGAGCCUUGGAGUUCUCGGGGGGGGGGGGGGGGGGGGAGAGGGAAGUCGUCAAACGGAGGCCGAGGGAAAUGAGGCGGAGGCCGCCGAGAAGCGGGGAGCCCCGCCCCUCCGCCAUAGCGGCCUCCCGGUGCCGCCACUUCCUUUACAGCCUCCUGCCCUCCCCUGCCUUCCGGCCGUAGGCCGGGUCGGGCCGGCCCAGCCGGCCCCCUCGGGAGUAGCUCCUGAGCCGCGGCCCUUUUGGGGAGAGGAGGUGCCCACUGCCCGUUUGGGACUGUGUCUGAAAGGAAAGGUUUAGAAUGGGCUUCGGACCCGGCUGGGGCUGGCAGAAGUCACGGAGACUUCCCCACUCUACAGAGGACGUUGUCUUACUCCAAGGGUCCAGGGCUCCAAUUUAGGCUUCCCCGGAGUCUCAGCUAGGGCCUUUGCCUUCCCUAAGCGUACCCAGUUAAGAGCAUGCGCUGUCUUUGGACAAGUAUUGGACUUGGAGUUUGGAGUCCGGGGUAGUUACCCUGGCUCUGGAAGAGCACAUCCCCUUUAGCCCGGUUGAAGGCCGGUGGGAAGACUAUGAGGUUCCAGGAGGGGAAAAGAUGACAUUCUCUUUAAAUAUAGCCUAGGGUGUGUCACUUGACCCCAAUGAGCCUCAGUUUCCACAUCCAUUAAAUGGCGAUGGUAAUUAUACUGGCCUCACAGGGUCUAAUGAGCUCUCUGAUGUAAAAACCAUGGAGAUUUUUAUUUACUCAGUACUUGGCAUAUUUAUCUCACGGGAAAAUACGGUAAAACUAGUUGAUCUGUGUCCUGCCAAUUCAAGAGUCUGAUUUCGCAAAGGGGUUGUUGGGAAGUGAGGGCUUCAACUACCUGAGAGGGACAACUCACUGGCUUUAUUUUGUUUUUACUUGGUUUACCUGUAAGCUAAGUGUAGGUUACAAGCCUCCUGUGGUCGCUGGGGCUAGAGCUUGACUCUGGAGAAAGGAAAAGAAGAAUGGAAGCCUGGUGAAGAGGCAGAGAAGCCUGAGGGAGCUCAGUCCAGGCAGCGACACCCCUGAAUUCCCAGUGGUGAGAGGAUGUGGCCCCUGGACCCGUCCAGGAAAGAGGUGCUGAGGUUUGCAGUCAGCUGCCGCGUCCUGACUCUGGUGCUGCAGGCUCUCUUCAAUGCCAUCAUCCCCGAUCACCGUGCAGAAGCCUUCUCUCCUCCUCGCCUCGCCCCCUCAGGCUCUGUGGACCACCUUGUGGAAGGUCUCCUCGGUGGCCUGUCUCGCUGGGACGCCGAACACUUCCUGUUCAUUGCCGAGCAUGGCUAUCUGUACGAGCACAACUUUGCCUUCUUCCCUGGCUUCCCCCUGGCUCUCUUGGUGGGAGCUGAACUACUGAGGCCUCUGCGGGCAUUACUGAACCUACGGAGUUGCCUGUUAAUCUCAGUAGCGUUGUUCAAUUCCUUGUUCUCUGUGCUGGCCGCUGUUGCACUUCACGACCUGGGCUGUCUGGUUUUGCGCUGUCCCCACCAGGCCUUCUAUGGAGCCCUACUGUUCUGCCUCAGCCCCGCCAAUGUCUUUCUGGCAGCUGGUUACUCGGAAGCUUUGUUUGCCCUCUUGACAUUCAGCGCCAUGGGGCAGCUGGAAAGGGGCCGAAGCUGGACUAGUGGACUCCUCUUUGCCCUCGCCACUGGCGUACGCUCCAAUGGGCUGGUCAGCGUUGGCUUCCUCGUGUAUUCUCAGUGCCAAGGCUUUCUGUCCUCUCUCAUGGUGCUGAAUCCUCUGAGACCGCUCUUGAAGCUGAUGGGCUCUGUGUUCCUAUCUCUGUUCAUGCUUGGCCUUCCCUUUGCCCUCUUUCAGUAUUAUGCCUAUACCCAGUUCUGUCUGUCAAGCUCAGCCCGCCCCAUCCCUAAGCCCUUGCUGCAGUUAGCUGCGGACAAGGGCUACCGGAUUGUGGAAGGAAAUGAGCCACCUUGGUGCUCCUGGGAACUUCCCCUCAUAUAUAGCUAUAUCCAGGAUAUCUACUGGAAUGUUGGCUUUUUGAGAUACUAUGAGCUCAAGCAGGUGCCCAACUUCCUACUGGCCGUGCCAGUGGCUAUACUGGUUGCCUGGGCAACAUGGACAUAUGUGACUACCCACCCUUGGCUCUGCCUUACACUUGGGAUGCAAAGGAGCAAGAACAGUAAGACCCUGGAGAAACCUGACCCUGGAUUCCUCGGCCCUCGGGUGUUUGUGUACCUGGUCCACGCUGUGGCGCUGUUGCUGUUUGGUGGUCUGUGCAUGCAUGUUCAGGUUCUUACCAGGUUUCUGGGUUCCUCCACUCCUGUUGUAUACUGGUUUCCAGCUUAUUUGCUUCAGAAUCAUGAGCCACUGCUGAGAUCCCUAGAGACUGUGCCUUGGAAGCCUCUUGCAGGGGACUCCCUACCAGGACAAAAGGUACCCAGAAAUUCUAUCAUGGGACUUUUAUACAACUGGAAAACCUGUUCUCUAGUCACACGAUGCAUUCUGGGCUACUUCCUGUCUUACUGGCUCCUGGGACUGCUCCUGCAUUGCAACUUCCUACCUUGGACUUGACCUGGAGUCUCAGGGGUCUGGAAGUACAGGUACACACUGGGACUCUGUUGCCCUGGGACCCAUGCUCUGUCCUUUAGGAACCUCCAGUCUCUCUGAAGGUUGGUCAGGAAUGGAAGAAGUGUGAGCCACUGGAGAGCCAUCUGGUCCUGCCUAUGGCAAAUUUUAGAGUAGUACCUAUUUUCUCUGUAAGUGAAGAAAUCUUACUCACCAAGUCAAAAGUACACUUGCAUUUGUCUCGUCAACCAAGCAUAGCAGAGAUAGUUGUAAACUUACCACUGACCCACAUGUAAAUUUAAAUGUAAAGUAUUUAAAUGUCACUUUCGUCAAAGGCUCUAGCUGACAGGCUGGUAAUAGUCCACACAUGAUGGUGGAGGCCUGAACAGUGUACUGGUAGUAAUAAGUAGGACCAUCUUUUUUAAAUGGGACAUUGUUUCUGAUUAUUUUCAUGAUUUGUUCAUUUAUUUAUAUGAAAAAUCUUACAAAUAUAUGCAAAUUAAACAACUUUUGGUUAUGCAUGCAA
This is a messenger RNA of Ailuropoda melanoleuca (giant panda), 3065 nucleotides long. RefSeq names its product phosphatidylinositol glycan anchor biosynthesis class V (gene PIGV). The transcript is spliced from 4 exons. Gene Ontology annotation, biological process: GPI anchor biosynthetic process. NCBI's taxonomy places the organism in Eukaryota, Metazoa, Chordata, Mammalia, Carnivora, Ursidae. Gene Ontology annotation, cellular component: mannosyltransferase complex; endoplasmic reticulum membrane. The record is from RefSeq and is a predicted model, not a curated record. The coding region runs from base 1064 to 2545 and encodes 493 amino acids. Gene Ontology annotation, molecular function: alpha-1,6-mannosyltransferase activity; GPI mannosyltransferase activity.